Messenger RNA from Scheffersomyces amazonensis, 2075 nucleotides. RefSeq names its product flavin-containing monooxygenase. Gene Ontology annotation, molecular function: flavin adenine dinucleotide binding; NADP binding; N,N-dimethylaniline monooxygenase activity. NCBI's taxonomy places the organism in Eukaryota, Fungi, Ascomycota, Pichiomycetes, Serinales, Debaryomycetaceae. Bases 231 to 1901 code for a protein of 556 amino acids. The transcript has a single exon. The record is from RefSeq and is a predicted model, not a curated record.
GUGCAAUUUGCGCUUUGUUCAGUAAAAAUGAUUUUCUGAAAUUAGCUCCCUAUCAGACAACACCAUGUGGGGGGGCAUUUUAAAAGUUAUUUAUACGCACCACGUAUAAUUAUGCCUAUUUUACUUAGUACUUGUUUUCAUUUUGUAUACGAAAACACAACUUGUAGUUUAUAUAUACGAUUUAUUCUUUUCUUAAUGGCAGAUUAUAUAGUCUUAACCGUAAGCAAGAAAUGUCAACUAUUACAUUACCACUUGAGUCUCAUAGCAAUCCUAGACCUUUUCGCAUCAAACAUGAGGAUGCGAAUGCAGUUUUAGGUGCAAAAUCCACUACACCUGUAAAUGAUGUAUUACCAACAAUAGAAACAAGUUCUAAAGUUGCUAUCAUAGGAGCAGGUUUUGCAGGAAUUACAACCUCUAUUACUUGUUUAGAAAAGUUGAUGGAAGAUGAUAUAGUUAUCUUUGAAAAACAUGAUAAUUUCGGAGGAACAUGGUAUGCUAAUACUUAUCCUGGGUGCGCAUCAGAUAUCCCUGCGUUAUGGUACUCAUUAUCAUAUGCCUUAAAUACAAACUGGAGUCGUAUUCAACCACCACAAUAUGAAUUAGAAGAGUAUAUCCUUGAGGUGGUUAAGAAAUAUAAUUUAAGAAAGUAUGCACAAUUUAAGCGAGUAGUAACUAAAUUGGUGUAUAAUGAAAAGGCUGCAAACUGGACCAUGUUCAUUCGAGAUCUUACAAAUGGACAAUUAAUUAAACACACUGCUAAAAUAGUUGCAUCUUGUCAAGGUGGUCUAGUGAACCCAAGACACUUUGAAGCAAAGGGUUUAGAAGAUUUCCAGGGCCAUUAUAUGCACUCAGCCAUUUGGGAUCAUGAUGUAUCCUUAGAAGGUAAGAAUGUGACAGUUAUAGGUAAUGGAUGUUCAGCAAACCAAGUAGUUCCUAGAAUACUAAAAGAUUAUAAUCCUAAAUCAGUAACUCAAAUUGUUAGAUCAAAGCAUUAUAUAUAUCCACCCCUUCCAUACUUUAUUUAUCAGAUUUAUCAAUUCCUUUCGUUUUCCUUUUUUGGUUUGUUUUUAAUUCGUUGGGUUGUAUGUAUACUUUCUGAAAUAAAAUACCCACUCUCUAAGAGAGGAGCUUUCGGAAGUUUCCUUCGAUGGAUUAUUAGAAAACAGUCGUUAGAAUAUAUGACAUCUGCUGCACCUGAGAAAUAUCAUGAAAAGCUAAUUCCUAAUUAUAAAAUUGGGUGCAAAAGAUUAAUAUUUGAUUAUGAUUAUUUACCAUGCCUCCAUGAUGAAAAAAUGUUACUUACCGACAAGCCCAUUGAUCAUAUCACAAAGGAUUCUAUUGUUUUCACUGACUCAGAAGAGGUGAAAGCUGAUAUAAUUAUAGCUUGUACUGGUUAUGACUUUAGAAAAAGUUUCCAUUCAUAUGAAAUAAUUGGCCGCAAAGGAACUGAUAUUGGUGCUAUAUGGACCAAAGAAGGGCCCAGUGCUUACAAAACUGUCUUAGUUAGAGAUUGUCCUAAUUUCUUUUUCAUUGGUGGUCCCAAUGCAUCUCCAGGUCAUUCAUCUGUAAUCAUGUCCCUUGAAAGUAGUUGUAUAUUCUUUGAAAAGCUCUCAUAUCAGAUAUUAAGAGGUAGAAUUAUUUCUAUUUGUGUCAAAACCGAGAAAUAUAAUGAAUGGUAUAAAACUACACAAGAAGAAUUACAAAAAGCUGUAUUUGGUACUCCAUAUGGUGGAUGUACAGCCUGGUUCAAUGAUGGUAAAUAUAAUACUGCUACUUAUCCUUAUUCACAAAUACAUUUCUGGUGGGUAAUGAGUCAUCCUAUUUGGAAAGAUUUGGAUCUUGAGGAACCUGACCUCAAAAGAAGAAGAAUUAUAAGAAAAUUAAGAUUCAAAAGAGAUUAGUCAUCUCUCUGCUUUACCUUCACUUCUAUACAUAUCCUAUAUAGUCUAACCCCACUCUACUAUUGUAUUUCAUACCUUAUUUUAAAUAUUUUAAUAAUUUAAUAGUAACUAAUAUUGUGAAUCAUCUGGUAGUGCACGGACCAACAAUGAUUAUAGCUGAAAAAAAAUUUGGCG